Molecule: messenger RNA, 4712 nt
Organism: Opisthocomus hoazin
Lineage: Eukaryota; Metazoa; Chordata; Aves; Opisthocomiformes; Opisthocomidae
Source: RefSeq, a predicted model, not a curated record
AUGCCAGUGCUUGCUAUGGCAUCUGUGACUCCACCGGUUAUAUUUAAGGAGUUUUGUCCCUUAUAUUAUCUUCUCAAUGCCAUUCCUACAAAGGUCCAAAAAGGCUUUCGCUCUAUUGUGGUAUACCUCACAGCACUUGAUACCAAUGGAGACUACAUUGCUGUGGGUAGCAGCAUUGGAAUGCUUUAUCUCUACUGCAGACAUUUAAACCAGAUGAAAAAAUACAAUUUUGAGGGGAAGUGUGAAUCUAUCACUUCUGUAAAGCUGUUGAGCUGUUUCGAUGAUCUAGUUGCUGUUGGUACAGUCUCAGGUCGGGUUGCAGUUUUUCAGCUUGUGUCUUCAUUACCUGGAAGAAACAAACAGCUUCGGAGAUUUGAUGUUGCUGGUAUCCACAAAAGUAGCAUUACAGCUUUAGCUUGGAGUCCCAAUGGAAUGAAAUUAUUCUCUGGAGAUGAUAAAGGGAAGAUUGUCUACUCUGCCCUAGACCUAGACCACGGUAUUUGCAACUCCAGCCUUGUAUUGGAAGAGCCAUCUUCAAUUGUCCAGUUGGAUUACAACCAGAAAGUGCUGCUUGUAUCUACUGUACAACGGACUCUACUUUUUUACACAGAGGAGAAAUCUGUCAAGCAAGUUGGAACACAGCCCAGAAAAAACACUGGCAAAUUUGGAGCAUGUUUUAUACCUGGCCUAUGUAAACAGAGUGACCUGACACUAUUUGCUGCCAGACCUGGGCUUCGUCUCUGGAAAUCUGAUGUUCAUGGAACUGUUCAGGCCACAUUCAUAUUGAAAGACGUAUUUGCUGGAGGAAUAAAAACUUUUGAACUGUAUCCUCGUUUGGAACCACCGGACAGAGGAAGUUACAGCUCCCCAGAGAAACACCUUGGUCUUGUUUCGUGCUUCUUCCGAGAAGGAUGGGUGCUGACCUGGAAUGAAUAUAGCAUCUACUUACUGGACACUGUGAACCAGGCUCUGAUUGGUGGCUUGGAAGGGUAUGGUGAUAUCGUGUCUGUGUCCUGUACCAACAAUGAGAUUUUCCUCUUAAAGGGAGAUAGAGACAUAAUAAGAAUUUCAAGUAGACCUGAAGGACUGCCAUCAAUAGAUGUGAAUUCAAAAUUGCCGAAUCCUUUAAUAGAAACAAGUCCUAAACCGCUGACCCCAGUAUCAGUAGUUGCAUCUGCAUCAUCUAGCCCUUCAGUGGAAACAGAUAAAAAAUUGGUCACUUCCCCUUCAGUUACUGGUGAUAAAAAUGACUCUUUAGUGAAAGAUGAUCUGGAAACUCCAACACUAUUGGAGAAAAGUUUUGAUAGAGUGGGAGACUUGAACAAUGAAACAAGAAAAAGAGGCUGCUCUGUAGUAAGUGAAUCUAGAAGCAGGAGCAGUUCAGUGAAUUCUGUGGACAGUGGCUCUAGCUUUAUGAUAUGUGCAGACCAACUUGAUCAAGAACUCAUUGUAAAGCCAAUUAAAGUGAAAAAGAAAAAAAAGAAGAAACAAGAAAGUGGGACUAGGAAAAACCACAGCUCUCUGGAAGGUACACCAAUCUAUGAGCGUCAGCUUUCUGGUGAUAGUCCACAUUCAUUGAAUGCAGACUCCUUUUCCAUGACUUCCAGCCUGAUGAGUGGCAGCAUUGACCGUUUGAGUACUGGAUCUCCAGAUCAGGAAAGCAUGUUCAGUGUGGAGUCCCAUACAAUCUUGCAAGAAGAUAAUGGUUCAGAAACUUUCAGUGUCCUACAGUCUCCUGAGCCUGCAGCUGUACUGAUUAAUGAAGAAAAUGGAGAUACGGUUGAUUUACAGAAGCUUCCCAACAGUGACAGUGGCAUGGAUACUUCAGCUGUUAUAGAUACUCUGACAUCUGUCUCUCCUCUAAUCCUCACGAAAGACUUGACAAACAGUGUAGAUGGUGAAUCUAAUGGUAGUGUGGUUUCUGCAAGCAAUGAAUGCUGUACUGGAAAUCUGAGCCAAGAGGAGGAGCAGGAUUUUCCCACAUUGUGUAAAAUAGAUGAAAAUUUAGGUAAAAUGAAGCUGCAGGAUACUGAGAAAUCUUUUGAAGAGCCAGACCUUACAGACCAAAUGUUUCUGGAAUGUGAUGGCGUACUAGGCAUUCAGACAUCCCUGACACCAAAGGAAGGUGAUGAAACUGGUAGGGAAGACCAACAGCAGCUCUCUCUAAUACAUAGCGCUCUGUCAGAUCCGUCUGUGUUCCACUUUGAUGUUUCCAACGAUGUUUAUUCAGAUAACACUUCCAUUUCUGGAUGGAAUUUUGAAAGUGCAAUCAAAGCUAAACCUAGUACUAGUACUGCUGAAUGGAUAACAGACACUCACGAAAGUAAGGCGGAGAAAUCUGCCUCAAGUGAUGAAGAGGAUAUUUAUGGACAUGGAUUACCGUACUCAUCCUCGGAGACUAGCAUGCCUGAAGUUGAUGCUGGGCCUGGUUCCCAGGAUAUGGCCAAGACAAGCCUAGAUGAAAUGGUGCUGUUAAAAUCUGAUCAGUUUGCAGAGAGCUGGAUGGGGUACUCCGGCCCUGGCUGCGGCAUCCUGAGCCUGGCCAUCUCGGAGAAGCACAUCUGGUGCCUGGACUGUCGCGGUGGCCUCUUCUGCAGUGCUCUGCCUGCUGCCGCGCCGCGCUGGCAGCGGUUCGAGGACGGCGUCCAGCACGUGGCGGUUUCACCCUCAGGGGCUCUUCUCUGGAAGAUUGAACAGAAGACUAACAAAGCAUUUGCUUGCGGAAAAGUAACCAUAAAAGGAAAACGCCACUGGUAUGAGGCUUUACCCCAGGCUGUAUUUGUAGCUUUAAGUGAUGACACUGCCUGGAUUAUCAGAACAAAUGGAGAUCUGUAUCUGCAAACAGGCCUGAGUGUGGAUCGUCCUUGUGCGCGAGCAGUCAAGGUUGACUGCCCUUAUCCACUGUCGCAGGUUACAUCCAGAAAUAAUGUUGUGUGGGCACUGAGUGAGCAGCGGGCCCUGCUGUACCGGGAGGGAGUACGCAGCUUUUGUCCUGAAGGAGAACAAUGGAAGAGUGAUAUUGUCAGUGAAAUGCAAGCUUUGGAACCAGUGUGCAUAACCCUUGGAGAUCAGCAGACAUUAUGGGCUUUGGAUAUCCAUGGAAAUCUGUGGUUCAGAACUGGUAUAGUUUCAAAGAAACCACAAGGAGAUGAUAACCAUUGGUGGCAAGUAGGCAUCACUGAUUAUGUAGUGUUUGACCAGUGCAGCCUGUUCCAGACGAUAAUCCAGGCAACUCAUACAGUGGCAACAGCAGCUCAGGCGCCUGUGGAGAAGGUGGCCGAUAAACUUCGAAUGGCAUUUUGGUCACAGCAGCUUCAGUGUCAGCCCAGCCUUCUUGGAGUUAACGGCAGUGGAGUCUGGAUCUCUUCAGGCAAAAAUGAAUUCCAUGUUGCAAAGGGAAACUUAAUAGGCACUUACUGGAAUCAUAUUGUGCCUCGUGGUACUGCUUCUGCCACAAAAUGGAUUUUUGUGUUGGCUUCCACAGCUUCAUCUAAAGAAGGAAGCUUUCUGUGGCUGUGCCAGAGCAACAGGGAUCUAUUUUGUGUCAGUGAUCAGAAUCCUCAGUUUCGUCCUUCUACGGUGCAGCUGCCACCGGAGGCUGAAAUGGUGCACUACUCUGCCUGCCAGGAUGCCAUCUGGGCCUUGGAUACUCUUGGGCAGAUAUUUAUCAGAACGCUUUCAUCCAGCUGUCCAACAGGGAUGCACUGGACAAAACUGGAUCUCUCUCAACUAGGUGCUGUAAAGCUGAUCAGCUUGACCUGUGGAAAUCAGCAUGUUUGGGCCUGUGAUACCAGUGGUGGCAUUUAUUUCCGUGUAGGAACUCAACCACUUAACCCAAGUUUGAUGCUUCCUGCGUGGAUAAUGAUUGAGCCACCCAUACAGCCAGUAGGAAUCAACUUGGUCAGCAUUCAUUCAAGUCCAAACGAUCAGAUGUUGUGGGCAAUUGAUAGCAAAUGGAAUGUCCAUGUACGAGUUGGAAUUACAGAUGAAAUGCCUGUAGGCACUGACUGGGAACAUGUACCAGGUUUGCAGGCUUGUCAGCUGGCUAUAAGUACAAGAACUGUUUGGGCACGCUGUCCAAAUGGAGACGUAGCUCGUCGAUACGGCGUUACUGACAAGAAUCCAGCAGGAGACUACUGGAAGAAGAUUCCUGGAAAUGUCUCACGUUUAACAGUGACCCCUCUAGAUGAACUGUGGGCAAUCAGUACUUCAGGAUCCCUUCUCCAGCGCCUCACUAAGACCUUUAGCCAUUCCCGUAGUUUGCAGAAAAAUAAUGACACUUCUGUUCUGCUUCACCCUGAUGAUUUUGAAGAUGAAUGGGAAGUGAUAUGAAGUCUUUCAAGUUCAUGAAGCAGUGAAAAAUACAGGACAGAAUUUCUGUAAUGUAUGUACAGAAUGUUGGAUCUAAAAGCCACUCAUAUUGGACCUAUGAUAUUAGCACUUUUGUAUUGAAAAACUGACCUGUUAAAUAGCCCCCAAGCUGUGAGUUCUCAUGUUUGUUCCAUUAUCUCUUGGGCGACUCUUUAGGUGUUGCAUACUGCUAUUGUUAUACCGUACUGCCGUAGAAGCUCCUUUGGAAAUAGAACUGUUAAAUUCAUCUUACUAGCAAUGAAAGUGACUAUUUCACAACAGCAUGCGCACUAAUACAUGUGUACUUAUUUUGAGAAGGAAUUCUGUUGCAUUAAAAUAUUUCUUUACAGCAGAAACAUUAA